UUUUCUUUUUUUCUUUGACCUUUGACUAAUCUUUGCCCUUUUUCUUUUUCGGCGUUAAUUAAGUACCCGUUAAGGACUUUAUGCGUUGUUGGUUUGGUCAGAUGGAAAGGUCAUGUUCAGUUCGAAGGAGCGGCUGAGAAAGCGUACGGGCGAGUUCGGCGUCGGCCGGUGCGACUACCUCGAGCAGUUGGCACGCGAAUUUCAACAGAGCGACUCUCGAGAGGCCAAGAGACAGGUUUUGGCCAAUUUGGCAAAUUUUGCCUACGACCCCAUCAACUACCACUUCCUCCGCCUCCACCGCGUCAUUGACCUAUUCCUCGACACACUCUCUGAAGACGACGAACCUCUCUGUGAAUUUGCCGUAGGAGGAAUCUGCAACCUCUGCGUUGAUCCUGUUAAUCAGGAGUACAUCCUGCAGCACGACGGAAUCAAAAGAUUGGAGCCUCUGUUGAAAUCGCAAAACCAGGAAAUAGUUUGCAAUACCAUCACCACCCUGAUUUACCUGAAGACACCCUCUUCAUUGAUUGAUCUGCAGUCCCUGCAAAUAAUGGCUCUGCUCAGGUUUAGACCAAUCCCGGCAUUCCGUAGUUUUUGCUCAGCAGUGCAGAUUGGACAAAAGGGGUUGUUGACCCGCGAGGUCACGCAGGCGGACGUGGAAAUAUUCUCCGAGGUGAGCGGCGACCUGAACCCAGUGCACCGAGAGGGGGGCGUAGUCCACGGGGCCUUCCUCAACUCACUAGUGUCGUGUGUGAUGGGCACGCAGGUGCCUGGGCCGGGGUGCAUGGUGCACAGCCAGAGUCUGCGCUACCCCAACCCCUGUCCGGUGGGCCACAUUGUUGAGGUCUCUGUUGUGGUGACUGGUGCCAAAAUGGACCUCGUCAAGUGCCGCUACUCCGUCAUGGCCCGACCAAAGGACGCGCCGCUCUCUGAGACGGUGCUCGUCCUCUCUGGAGAGGCCAACCUUAUUAUGGCCCAAGACCAGCAAAAAAGGGUCAAAAGAAAGAAAAGAAAGACUCCUCACCUGACUGAAUUGUAGUUAAAAAGUCUGUCAUCACUUAUGUUCAUGAUAAAGUUGUAAAACUUGUAAAUAAAGAAAAUGUCGU
Messenger RNA from Neocloeon triangulifer, 1103 nucleotides. RefSeq lists its product as uncharacterized. Lineage: Eukaryota; Metazoa; Arthropoda; Insecta; Ephemeroptera; Baetidae. The record is from RefSeq and is a predicted model, not a curated record. The coding region runs from base 113 to 1036 and encodes 307 amino acids. Gene Ontology annotation, molecular function: protein binding. The transcript is spliced from 4 exons.